AACUUUAAUUUUAAAUUAAUAAUACAUAUGCAAUGUUUCUUGACAUAUAAAUAUAUUUAUAUAUAUACAAGUGUUUUGGAGUCUCAUGAUGAAAAGAGAGAUGGAAGCUAUGAUGUCAUUGAAGAAAAAAUCAGAGAUAAGAUCAGCCAUUGAAGAGCUUUCUAUGUCAUUAGCUAAUCUUAGAACAAGUACUACUACUCAUGAUGAUGAUGAUCAUAUUGAAGACAAAAUCCCCUUUCACCUUUUUAUUUCUCUCUGCAAUCUUCUUCUUCUUCUUCUUGAUAAAAUCGGUCCAACAAUGGCUGUCUUGAGACAAGAUAUUCAUCAGAAUAUUCAGAGACUGGAAAUGGUUCAUGAGACUGAUUCUUCAACAUAUUCCAAUUUGGUUGAGAUUUUGAAGAAAGAAGUUGCUCAAGGAAAUGCAAAGAAACCUAACAGCUGUACUAGAGCAUUGCUCUGGCUUACUAGAUCGUUGGAUUUUAGUGUGGAAUUAUUACAAAAGUACUCAACAUUUUGUGAUGAGAAUAUGAAUCAAAUAGUGGAGGAUGCUUACAACAUUACCUUGAAGCCAUGGCAUGGUUGGAUUUCCUCAACAGCCGUUAAAGUAGCGUUAAAAUUAGUGCCUGGUCACAAAACUUUCUUAAAGGCAGUAAUGGAAAUUAAUGAUGAAAACCCAGAAGACUCCCUUAGAGUCACACAGGAAUUGGACACUUUCGUUUCUCUACUUAAGCCGCUUUUACAACACAUUCAUUCUACCUUGAGAGCGCAUGGAGUGGAUCGACUCAAGUCUACCUAGCUAAUUAAUGUAUAGCACAAAGAAAAAAAAAACAAAAGUUUUUUGUUAUAUAUAUUUAUAUAUAAAGCAUAUAUACAUGCACCAUGAAAAUUCAAUUGAAAAGAAGAGAGAAUAUUAUUGUACUCUUUUCUCUACUGAUCGAAUAACCAAAAAUUACAUGUUAUCCGUUUAUUUAUUUUGGAAGACUACAAUGUAAAAUUUUGAUCAAUAAUAAAUUUCCUUCAUUUCAUGA
This is a messenger RNA of Cannabis sativa, 1028 nucleotides long. Its product is annotated as glycolipid transfer protein 3-like. The transcript has 6 exons. Lineage: Eukaryota; Viridiplantae; Streptophyta; Magnoliopsida; Rosales; Cannabaceae. The record is from RefSeq and is a predicted model, not a curated record. Gene Ontology annotation, biological process: ceramide transport; intermembrane lipid transfer. Gene Ontology annotation, molecular function: ceramide 1-phosphate transfer activity; ceramide 1-phosphate binding. Bases 86 to 796 code for a protein of 236 amino acids. Gene Ontology annotation, cellular component: membrane; cytosol; cytoplasm.